Cornus florida is the source of this 2036-nucleotide messenger RNA. RefSeq lists its product as uncharacterized. The coding region runs from base 166 to 1683 and encodes 505 amino acids. NCBI's taxonomy places the organism in Eukaryota, Viridiplantae, Streptophyta, Magnoliopsida, Cornales, Cornaceae. The record is from RefSeq and is a predicted model, not a curated record. Gene Ontology annotation, molecular function: nucleic acid binding; zinc ion binding. The transcript is spliced from 5 exons.
AGAAUUAAAUUUCUCAAAUUAGAAAUCUAUUUUGAAAUUUAUAUCUAAAUUGGAGUAGCGGGUAUAUAAUAAUAAUAAUACUAAUAAUAAAACUGACCCUCAACUCUCCGUUUUAUUCUGUUACUUUCUCUUUCAAAGUCUUUUUUCCCUCUCUCUAAGUUGGCCAUGGAGUUCAAGGUUGCAGCCAAAGAAGAUGGAACUUCAAGCAGCUCCUUCAUCGAUCAAGCAUUAAGUGCUGGUCUUUUGAACAACCCACCAAGUGUUCGACGAAUGAGCGACAUUGUGAGUACUCCGUUUGACGUGAAUGAGGCUUUGAUCAUGAGGGAGAUUGAGAAGAGGCGGAUCAGGGAAGAGAUUGUAAUGUCGGAGCUUCGACGGCGGCGAGAACUCGAAGCUGAGGUGAUGAGAGAACUGAUGUUAGAGAGAGAAAUUGCAAUGCGGAGAAGCCGAGAGCUGUCUCUGAUCGAUUCCCCUGUUUCUCUACUGAGUUCAGGAAGCAGUCUACUAUCCCAGUUCUUCAAUCAACAAGAUGGGUUGGGGAUUGAGGGAAAUUUGGCAUUUCUCGGUCAUCCAGAAAGUGGGUUCAAAGACAUGUUGUCAUUGAUGAAACACUCAGAAGGUGGAGUGUUUGGUCGUCCAGAAACUGGGUACAAAGACAUGUCAUUGGUGAAACACCCAAAUCGUGAGGUUGGUGGGGUUCAUGGUGAAUUGCCUGUUCAGAGGCAACCAGGGGCGUUAGAGGUCAAACCCGCGAUUGAUCUUAGUAAGGGGAAAACAAUUUCGAGGCAACCAGGAGUGAAGGAUGGGUUAGGGGUUAAACCCGUGAUUGAUCUUAGGAAAACAAUUUCGAGGCAACCAGAAGUGAAGAAUGAGUUAGAGGUUAAACCAGUGAUUGAUCUUAGUAAGGGAAAAAAAAAUUCGGUUAAGCCUAUGAAUUCAAGUGUUGCUGGGAUAAAGCGAAAAUUUGAAAUAGGAUUUGCCACUGGUGAUGACGAGAGCCCUUCAGCCGGUUUGAGUAAGAAGAUACAAGAGGAUUGGAGCUGUCCCGUGUGUCAAGUGAAAGCCCCCUGUGAAGAGGGUCUAAAAGACCACCUUCGGGGAAAGAAGCACAAGGCAAAAGAGAGGGCAUUACGGGGAAGUACUAUGGCACUGGGCAAAAGUAUCAGAAAUUGCGAUCCUCUGCCCGAGAAAACUGAAAAAUACAUUGAAGAUGCAAUGUGCACUGUUAGUAUGAACCCGUACAUAAGCAACUGCCCAAAGGAAGAGGAGGAAGUUUCGGAAGACGACAUGGAGAAAGUUCAGCAAACAGAGGAUCUGUGGAAGAUAAACAAGGGGUAUCCAAUUGAUGAAACCACAGCGAUGUUGAAGAGUGCCAAUUUCAAGUUCUGGUGCAAUCUGUGUAGUUUUGGGACAACAAAUGAAGCAUCGAUGACAGCUCAUAGGAUGGGAGAGAACCACAUGUCCUUGUUGCAGGAAAAUGGUGGCUGUGUGAUAGCCAUAAAAAAUAUGCCUGAUAAUAUUCAGCAUAUUGAUAAAAGCAAGGACACCUCAGCCAAGGAGGGAAAGGAUGAAACAUUUGAUAGCACUGACUCAGAUUUAGAUGGAGAAAGCUCCGACGAGGAAGAGAAAGAGAAAGAAAAUGGGGGCGAGUUGGCAGUGAUUUGCCCCAGCAUAGAAGAUUAAGACCUUUUGCAGAACAUAUUGGGAAUUAUUCUUCCAUUGUGAAAGAAUCAUUGUUGUUGUGAAAAAGUAGGAUUUUUUUUUUUUUUUUCCUUCGUAAAAGCAUUCUAAAUAUGCUGCAUUUCUACCAAACAUUAGGUAUGUAAGAAACAAGUGAUUCCUUUUUUAUUCUUAGGUAAAUUUCAGGUUAUCUUAUACUUUUAUAAAGGUUGUCUUUCCUUUCCUUUAUUUGUCUCCCUAUCUGACCUGUUUGUUGUUGAUGGCAAAUUAAGGAUGCUGCUUAAUUUCUCGGGUUGCUUAGGACUUGUGGUAUCGGCAUUUUAAUACAAUGAUUUCAUGCAAAGUAAUAUUUUGAU